Messenger RNA from Brassicogethes aeneus, 1197 nucleotides. Lineage: Eukaryota; Metazoa; Arthropoda; Insecta; Coleoptera; Nitidulidae. The record is from the annotation of a GenBank genome assembly.
UGAAUUUUGACGUCUGUCAAUGAAACCUGUUUUUUGCGUUGAAUCUUUAAUAAUAGAUAAGAUAUUUUUUAUUUUUAAGUAAAAAUGUCCCAAGUUUAAAUUUUACGAAUGGGCAAUUUUUUGGAAAAUAAUAUUAGCACAAACAUGGUUGACAAAUUUGAUUCUGUAAGGGAUUUUAAAUUUAUGGAUGCUUUUUCAGUCCAAGAAGCCAUUGGUUUGUGUUUUAAUGAUAUUUAUAUACCCGAAGAAAUAUUAUUUAAAAUAUUAAGUUUUCUUGAGCCAAAAUUAUUGCUUAAAUAUUCACAAGUUUGCAAAAAAUGGUGCAAUGUUAUAAAAUCAGAUAUAUUUUGGAAGGACAUGUUUAGAUUAAACUCUGAUGAAAAUCCAGGAAAUUUUCCUUGGUAUGUUUACUAUUGUUAUUUAACUACUAAGAACUUUAAUAACCUAUUAAAAAAUGGAAAUGGGGCAAAGGAAUUCAAACAUUGGAAAAUAAAACAUAAUGGUGGGGAUAAGAUUGAUAUUGAAAAACCACCAAUAGGAUCUAAACCUUUGCCAGAUGAACCUGAAUUUGUUAAAGAUAAAUCAUGUUUUGUUACUUCUUACCAAAAGGGCUCUAAAUAUCAAGAAAUAGAUAUUACCAAUAAACGGUUAUUAAGGUUUAUAAUAAACAAAUUUAAAUUCCCAGUGUAUGUAAGUGAAUGGACAGCUGGCAGAUUUGAUUGUUCCAGUGUUUAUUAUUUGGCUACCAGAUUAGAAAGUGGUGAAGAUGAAAGUGGACUUGUUGGACAUGAAAGUGGAACUAAAGAAGUUCGGCUUAUAGAUAUUGAUAGAGUGGAAUGGAGAAAAGUGGAAUUAAUCUUUACUAAAUAUCCAGAUAAUCUAGUUAAAAUUAUUUUCCAACAUGCAGGAAGAGAUGGUCAAUUUUGGUCAGGGCAUUAUGGAGCCAAAAUGUCUGGAGGUGUAGUAAAAUUUUUACUACAUCCUAAGGAAAUUUAAAUACUUUUAUAUCAUUGACGAUGAUAACUUUUCAAUGAAAUUGAUAAAAAAUACUAAGAGAAUUGGAAAUGUGCAAAAUUUGCACCCAAUAAUGGCAUUGCCAAACCACUCAGUAGAGUAUUUUAUAAUAUUUUGUACAAACAGAAUAAAUGUUAUAUUUUGUAGUAAUUAAAUCGACGUCUUAAAUUCACUUUUCACGCA